UCGGCCGUACCGACCGUCUCUGGCUGCGUUCAUGAGUACGAGGCCAAAAUGGCGACCGGCACAGGCAAACACAAGCUGCUGAGUACAGGCCCCACAGAGCCAUGGUCCAUCAGGGAGAAGCUAUGUUUAGCCUCUUCUGUCAUGAGGAGUGGAGAUCAAAACUGGGUAUCAGUUAGCAGAGCAAUCAAGCCUUUUGCAGAACCUGGCCGCCCUCCAGACUGGUUCUCUCAAAAACAUUGUGCUUCUCAAUACUCUGAACUCUUGGAGACCACUGAGACCCCAAAACGGAAACGGGGUGAGAAAGGCGAAGUGGUGGAAACUGUUGAAGAUGUUAUUGUUCGGAAACUGACUGCUGAAAGAGUUGAGGAACUAAAGAAAGUGAUAAAGGAAACCCAAGAGAAAUACAGACGGCUGAAAAGAGAUGCAGAACUAAUUCAAGCUGGGCAUAUGGAUAAUCGACUAGAUGAGCUUUGCAAUGACAUUGCAAUGAAAAAGAAACUAGAGGAAGAAGAGGCUGAAAUAAAGAGGAAGGCAACAGAUGCUGCAUACCAAGCCCGGCAAGCAGUAAAAACACCCCCUCGGAGGUUACCUACUGUGAUGGUCCGCUCUCCUAUAGAUUCUGCCUCCCCAGGAGGUGAUUAUCCACUUGGAGACUUGACCCCAACCACGAUGGAAGAGGCUACCUCUGGGGUCAAUGAAAGUGAAAUGGCUGUCGCUUCUAGUCACCUGAACAGUACGGGUGUCCUCCUGGAGGUAGGCGGGGUCCUUCCCAUGAUACAUGGUGGGGAGAUACAGCAAACACCCAAUACUGUUGCAGCCUCCCCUGCUGCCUCAGGUGCUCCUACUCUUUCCCGGCUUUUAGAAGCUGGUCCUACACAGUUCACCACACCUCUUGCUUCCUUCACUACUGUUGCCAGUGAACCUCCAGUUAAACUUGUGCCACCCCCUGUAGAGUCUGUGUCCCAGGCUACAAUUGUCAUGAUGCCUGCGCUGCCAGCACCAUCCUCUGCUCCAGCUGUCUCCACUCCUGAAAGUGUAGCUCCAGUGAGUCAGCCUGACACCUGUGUUCCCAUGGAGGCUGUGGGGGAUCCACAUACUGUGACUGUUUCCAUGGAUAGCAAUGAAAUCUCCAUGAUAAUUAAUUCUAUCAAAGAAGAGUGUUUCCGAUCAGGGGUAGCAGAGGCUCCUGGUGCAUCAAAGCCUCCAAGCAUAGAUGGGAAGGAAGAUUUAGAUCUGGCCGAGAAGAUGGAUAUUGCUGUGUCUUACACAGGCGAAGAAUUGGACUUUGAGACAGUUGGAGACAUCAUUGCUAUCAUUGAGGACAAGGUAGAUGAUCACCCUGAAGUGCUGGAUGUGGCAGCUGUGGAGGCAGCACUGUCAUUCUGUGAAGAGAAUGAUGAUCCCCAGUCCCUACCUGGCCCCUGGGAGCACACAAUCCAGCAGGAGCGGGACAAGCCAGUACCUCUACCUGCACCAGAGAUGACAGUCAAACAAGAGAGACUAGACUUUGAGGAAACAGAAAAUAAGAGGAUCCAUGAACUGGUAGACAUCAGGGAGUCAGGUGUUGAGAUCAAGGUGGAACCUGCAGAACCAGAGCCAGGCAUUUCAGGAACUGAAAUCGUUUCUGGGGUUGGUCCAGCCACAAGUAUGGAGCCACCAGAACUCAGGAGCCAAGAUUUAGAUGAAGAACCCAGGAGUAUUGCAACUGGAGAUAUUGCUGAAGCAGAUGUUUCCAGUGGAAAAGGCGAGGAGAUACCACUCACAACUGUGAAGACAGAGGCAUCCCCUGAAAGCAUGUUGUCCCCAUCACAUGGCUCAAAUCCCAUUGAAGACCCUUUAGAAGCAGAGACUCAGCACAAGUUUGAAAUGUCAGAAUCAUUGAAAGAAGAAUCAGGGACUAUUUUUGGAAGCCAGAUAAAGGAUGCCCCAGGUGAGGAUGAGGAGGAAGAUGGAGUCAGUGAAGCAGCCAGCCUAGAGGAACCUAAGGAAGAAGAUCAAGGAGAAGGCUAUUUGUCAGAAAUGGAUAAUGAACCCCCUGUGAGUGAGAGUGAUGAUGGCUUUAGUAUACACAAUGCUACUCUGCAGUCACAUACACUGGCAGACUCCAUUCCCAGCAGCCCUGCUUCUUCACAAUUCUCUGUCUGCAGCGAAGAUCAAGAAGCUAUUCAGGCCCAGAAAAUCUGGAAGAAAGCUAUCAUGCUUGUAUGGAGAGCUGCAGCUAAUCAUAGGUAUGCCAAUGUCUUCCUACAACCUGUUACAGAUGACAUAGCACCUGGUUACCACAGCAUUGUACAAAGGCCUAUGGAUUUAUCAACUAUUAAGAAAAACAUUGAAAAUGGGCUAAUCCGCAGUACUGCUGAAUUCCAGCGUGACAUUAUGCUGAUGUUUCAGAAUGCUGUAAUGUAUAAUAGCUCAGACCAUGAUGUUUAUCAUAUGGCAGUAGAGAUGCAGCGAGAUGUCUUGGAACAGAUUCAGCAAUUCUUGGCUACACAGUUGAUUAUGCAAACUUCUGAAUCUGGAAUUAGUGCUAAAAGUCUUCGAGGGAGAGAUUCUACCCGCAAACAGGAUGCUUCAGAGAAGGACAGUGUCCCCAUGGGCUCUCCUGCCUUCCUUCUCUCUCUCUUUAUGGGGCGUGAGUGGGUUUGGUUGGAUUCUGAACGAGACUAUCCCAAUGAGUCUGAGUUGAGCAACGACUGCAGGUCCCUCUUCAGCUCAUGGGACUCCAGUCUGGAUCUUGAUGUAGGCAGCUGGAGGGAAACUGAGGAUCCAGAGACUGAGGAACUAGAAGAAAGCAGCCCAGGGAGAGAAUCUAGUGAACUGCUUUUGGGAGAUGGAGGCAGUGAGGAAUCUCAGGAAGAGAACGAACAAGUGAGCAGCCAGAACCUCCUUCACUUUCUCUCUGAGGUAGCAUAUUUAAUGGAACCAUUGUGCAUUAGCAGCAAAGAACCAAUUGAAGGUGGCUGCCCUACAUCUGGAACCAGGCAACAAGAGGGAAGGGAAAUUGAAGCUACUGAAGGAUAUGGGGAGCCCUGCAGAGAGACUGAAGAGCUUUUAACCAAAGCAGACCCCUUAGCAACUGAAAAGAAGCUACUGGGAGAAUAUAGAAAGCCAGAGAUGACUCUAGUCCCCUCAAAUACUGAUAUAAUUCAGGAACUAUUCACAGAGAGUGAAGAGGAGGCUCACGAAGACUCUAAAGAAGAGGACCAAGGUGAAGGGUAUAUUUCAGAGAUGGAAGAACAGCUCCCUUCAGGUGACAUUGAUGAUAGCCUCAGUUUUCAGGAAACUCCCCUGGUGGAUUUCCUUUACAACAGUACUAACUCCUCAAAACUGACUGAUCUAAGCCCAGAUGACCCUGUUCAGAAUCAUUUGCUAUUUAAGAAGACUCUUUUGCCAGUUUGGAAAAUGAUUGCCAGUCACAGGUUCAGCAGUCCAUUUCUAAAGCCUGUGUCAGAAAGGCAGGCCCCAGGAUACAAGGAUGUGGUAAAAAGACCCAUGGACUUAACUAGCCUGAAGAGAAAUCUGUCUAAGGGACGGAUUCGUACCAUGCCCCAGUUCCAGCGGGACCUGAUGCUGAUGUUCCAAAAUGCUGUUAUGUACAAUGACUCUGAUCAUCAUGUGUACCAUAUGGCUGUGGAGAUGCAGAGAGAAGUGUUGGAGCAGAUUCAGGUGCUGAGUAUUUGGUUGGACAAAAGAAGAGACUUAAGUAGUCUGGAAUGAGUAUCAAGCUACCCUAGUGGAUGAUGGAAGCCUGUUUUGUUUUUAACCUGGAACUACUACUCUGACCCUUUCUCAAGUUUAGACCUUUUGAGGAUAACCAGAGAAGAUCCCAGGGCUUGCUUACCACCUCUCUUUACUUUUCAAUUAAAAGUAAAGACUUACCUCAUAACCAAGUACUCAAAGAUGCUUGC
This is a messenger RNA of Dipodomys ordii (Ord's kangaroo rat), 3908 nucleotides long. It is a transcript of the gene Brd8, whose product is annotated as bromodomain containing 8. Gene Ontology annotation, molecular function: protein binding. The transcript is spliced from 27 exons. The record is from RefSeq and is a predicted model, not a curated record. Lineage: Eukaryota; Metazoa; Chordata; Mammalia; Rodentia; Heteromyidae. Bases 49 to 3717 code for a protein of 1222 amino acids. Gene Ontology annotation, cellular component: NuA4 histone acetyltransferase complex.